Messenger RNA from Symbiodinium natans, 1080 nucleotides. NCBI's taxonomy places the organism in Eukaryota, Dinophyceae, Suessiales, Symbiodiniaceae. The record is from the annotation of a GenBank genome assembly.
AUGGACAUGGGACCCUUCGCGCUGGAGGCCAUCUCGCUUCGUGUUGCGGGCGAGGCACUGCUCCGACCUUUGGUUGGUGAUGAUGGGCUGUAUACAGUGGCGGCUAUCCUGCUCGCCUGUCUUGGCGUGGGGAUACUUUGUGGCUUGGCCUGCAAGGCUCGCUCCCCUGGCCGCCUGGCUGCUACGGGACGCCAGCUACCUACCCCAGGACCCUCCUCUAUGCCUUCGAGUGCCCCCCAGCCGACGGAUUACGUCAAGUUGGAGGACCUGCAUGAAUUCCGCAAGCUGUGGGAGUCUGAUAUGCGUGACCUCCAUGCCAAGCUGGAAAAGCACCACGGGGUGACUCGUCAGCUCCAGGAUGAACAUGCUGAGGUGCUUGGGCAACGCAUUGGGGUCAUGGAAGGCAAGAUCAAUGGGCUUCGUACAGACCUGGGCACGUGCAACACUGAGAUCUCGGCCUGCAAGUCGAGGGUCAUGGAAAGCAAGGCGCAGCUCAGUGAGAGCCACAGGGACGUGCUCAAGUACCUGGAUGAGGAUCAUGCUAUGUCCGGCAAAAAUGUGGCUCUGAUCUUCGCUGAGGUCAAGGCCCUCCGUGCGACCUCUGGGGAGCUCAAGGGUGAGCACAGCGCUAUCCAAACGGUGCUGCACGAGAUGAGCAAGGAGAUGGUGGAAGCCAGGCGCGAAGUGGCCAACGUCACCAAGGAGGUCGGUCAUCUCUGGGGGCUCACGGAGAGGUUCACCAACUUGGAUCGGGAGCUCGAGUCCAUGGGAACGGCGCUCACUGAGUGCACGGGGGUCAUGGGUACCAACUUCAAUACCUACCAGAGCAUGGUUGACAACAUCCGCAACGGCAUCUACGAGUGCCUGGACCGCAUAGCGGUGCUGACACCGCCGGGCCGUGGUCAGCCAUCUAUGGAAGCCCCGACGAUCCGCAUUGAACCUGCAGCCUCGGGGGCCCGCCCUCUCAGCCUUCAACAGGCCAUUCCGCAGGCGGGCCACCCCCAAAGCCCCCAGAUCACCGUGGUUGGCCCGGGCGAAAACUUCAUCCGAGCUCUACUGAAUCCUACGCACCAUGGUUGA